AUGCACAAGCGAGAGGCUAUCCAACUCGACAAAGAAGCGAAGACCACUGGUUCGCGCGCGACGAAGGGGAACCUCGGCUUGACUUACAGUCGGAAGGUACGCCGCGGUAGUAGCUCCUUCGCGUUGGAGUGUUUCCCGCAUUUUCCCCCUUUCCGGUCGACGCGUCGGUGGACAAAACUCGACUCUUUGUCUCGUGGCGUUGAAUUCCCGACUUCGAGUUUCACCGACAGCUUGAGAAAAUCCAAGCGUCGUACAGCCUGUCCCGCCUUGCCUUGCGGGGAGUUGUGGCAACGCUCUAGGCGAAAAGGCGUCCGCUGCUGUCCUGGCGAUCUCUGCGCAAAAAGAGUUUUCCUCUCGAUUCCGCCUGGCUUGUCAGCUGAAACGCGGUUCCCGGUGGCUCUCUGCAUGGCAUUCUUCUCCGGCUCUGGUCGCACUCCACGUCGAGAGUGGAGGAAGACGAACGUCCUCUCUUCUGCGGCAAUGUCUGAGUUUCGGGAGAGACCGACUGGCUCGAGUCUAAGGCAGACUUUAGACGUCUUCAAUCGCAGACUCGGCGGCGAGAGAAAACUUUUUCCCCGCGAAACACCGCUGUUGCCUCGAACGCACAACCCCUCCACGUUCUCCGUGUGUCCAGCUUUCCCUCUGGAGCUCCGGGACUCCUUACGCAUCUGCUAA
Molecule: messenger RNA, 675 nt
Organism: Toxoplasma gondii ME49
Lineage: Eukaryota; Apicomplexa; Conoidasida; Eucoccidiorida; Sarcocystidae
Exons: 3
Coding region: 1-675 (224 amino acids)
Source: RefSeq, a predicted model, not a curated record